AUGCUGUUCAAUAUUCCAGCUCGCAACUGCAAAUCGAAUGUACUACGUGCAAUGGAACGACGGGAAGUUCCGAUGAAGCACCUGUUCGACGGUGGUGAACUGAACGUGUAUGAUCAGAAGAUUGCCAAUCUUUCGGCUGGUGCGCCAGGGCCGGAUCUAUUGGGGCUGAGUGCGGAAAAGUUUCAACAGGCAACCGAAAAGCGGAUUAAAUAUGAACUUAAUAACUCGUCUUUCCUCUUCCAAUACGGGCCAACUAUUGGAACGACGGAGUUUCGAAAAACACUUGCUUCGUUUCUAACCGAGGGAUAUCAUAGCGAGGUUCACAUGUCCGAUCUGGUUCAAACUAGCGGAGCUACGAACGGGCUUCACCUGAUACUCUCCACCCUAGUGGAUCUGGCUGGUGUAAUAUUCGUUGACGAAUACACGUACAUGAUAGCGCUGGAAACCAUAGCCCAAUUUAACACAAUGAAAAUAGUUCCAGUGCCCCUUGACGAGGAUGGUCCCAACGUGGACUCGCUGCAAGCGCUGAUCGAUCAGCACCGGUUCGAGGCGACGAAAGGGAAACUAUUCUGGGGGGUUUAUUACACGAUACCGACGUUUCACAACCCAACCGGAAUCGUAUUUUCUGCGGAAAAAUGUCAACAGCUGAUAAGGCUUGCCCGCGAAACCGACAUCUUGAUUGCGUGUGACGACGUGUACAAUUUAUUGCACUACGAUGAUCCCACGGCACCUCCGCCCAAGCGCCUGUUUGCCUACGAUAUUGCCGAUAUGGGACGGAUGGAUGGAUGGCGCGGCAACGUUAUAUCGAACGGAUCGUUUUCAAAGAUCCUUUCGCCCGGUAUUCGGCUAGGAUGGAUGGAAUGUCCGCCGCGGUGUGUGGAAGCAUUUCGCAACAGCGGUGUGUUGAAAAGUGGAGGUGCCGCCAAUAACUAUACCGGCGGUGUCGUGUGCACUCUCAUUCAAAUGGGCUUGGCUCAGCGACAGCUGGAACAUUACAGCACCAACUACUCCAUGCGAUUGAAUGCAAUGGCCGAGACGCUGGUGGAACACCUUCCCAAGGUGUGCAGCUUCCGCAAGCCGAAGGGUGGCUACUUCGUCUGGAUACGCUUCCCGACCCACGUCGAUUGUGCCGAAUUCAACCGAUACUGUUUGGAAAAGUAUAGCGUAUCCGCCAUACCCGGCAUAAGGUUUUCCAUUACUGGGGAGGCACGUCACUUCAUACGCCUCACAUUUGCGUUCCACGAGCCCGAUUAUCUGCGCCGCAGUGUGAAAACGUUCUGCCAGGCAGCGGCGGAUUACCUAGCGAUAGUGUCGUCGCCGUAA
Molecule: messenger RNA, 1323 nt
Organism: Anopheles marshallii
Lineage: Eukaryota; Metazoa; Arthropoda; Insecta; Diptera; Culicidae
Product: 2-aminoadipate transaminase
Exons: 7
Coding region: 1-1323 (440 amino acids)
Biological process (GO): biosynthetic process
Molecular function (GO): pyridoxal phosphate binding; L-2-aminoadipate:2-oxoglutarate transaminase activity
Source: RefSeq, a predicted model, not a curated record